Molecule: messenger RNA, 790 nt
Organism: Mangifera indica (mango)
Lineage: Eukaryota; Viridiplantae; Streptophyta; Magnoliopsida; Sapindales; Anacardiaceae
Product: solute carrier family 2, facilitated glucose transporter member 8-like
Exons: 3
Coding region: 1-411 (136 amino acids)
Biological process (GO): transmembrane transport
Cellular component (GO): membrane
Molecular function (GO): transmembrane transporter activity
Source: RefSeq, a predicted model, not a curated record
AUGUUAUACGUUUUAUUACAACUAAACGACGUCGUCUAUUUGGAUAGAAUUUCAAAACAAAAGUCCAAGACGCUGCCUCUUGAUUUAUUUAUUUUCCUUUAUUUUGGUCCGCAACACCACCUCAGGCAUGAAAGCCCCAAAAGUAAAUACAUCUGUUUCGGUUGUUGCCUUUCCAGUUCUGACCAAUUCUGGGGCCAAAUAGCCCACAGUUCCCAUAAGGCACUUUCCUUAGUUCUGCUUUCUGCAUAUUACAAAGUUCUUGGAGGUCUCUCCUUUGUUGCUGUUGCUGCUCUGCUUCUCUCUGUUGGUUGCUACCAGAUAUCAUUUGGGCCUAUCAGUUGGCUGAUGGUGUCAGAGAUUUUCCCACUUCGUACAAGAGGAAAAGGCAUCAGUCUUGCAGUUGCUUACUAACUUUGGUUCAAAUGCUAUUGUUACCUUUGCAUUCUUGCCAUUGAAGGCAUUUAUCCAAACUCUAUCAAUCUAUUUAUCUCAAAAGUUCUUUAUUGAUUGUCCUUGAUUCCUAUUUUUGAUAAACUGGUUUAUCAAAUGAUUGGCAUUAGCAUUUGCUAAUUCUGCAGGAGUUGCUGGGAGCAGGGAAUCUUUUCCUUCGUUUUGGUGCUAUUGCCUUGUUAUCAGUUUUGUUCAUAACUCUGAUAGUCCCAGAGACCAAAGGUUUGAGCUUGGAAGAAAUUGAACCCAAAAUCCUGAAGUGAAACCUCAAAAGGCACCAGUGUAUACCAAAGAUUAUAUGUAACACUGUUGUAGAAAUUCCAAAUGGCUUCAUGUUAUG